UGGUAGUUUUGUCUAAUUUAAAAUGAUACGUCGCUUGUCUUGACAAUAUAAUAGUAAAUAUUGUGAACAAUUGACUCUGUAAUCCGGAAGAUUUGUGUGUUUUUGAUUUGACAUGUAUCGAGUUUGUGAUCGUUUUGAUCACUGAAUUCACCGAUCAAUUUUAGUUUAUUUUUUCCUGUAAAAAGCGUUUCGUUUAUGGGAUAUAGUGUUUUGUAUUGAAACUCUGUAAAGAAAGCACAAGGAAAUAGAGUGUUACGUAUUGAAAAACUACAAGAUGUUGAUUUCGGGGCAGGACUCGUUGGAAGUGAAUAUCAUUCUUAAAUACAUGUUCAAAUAUGUGUUGUACUUUUUCAACAAGUCUGUAUGUAUCGGUGCGUUUACUAUGAUGGGGUUGAUGAUAUAUGCGCUGGUGGUAAAGGAAAAGAAGUUGAUUGACGUAUAUGACUUCUUCUUGGAUCCUGCCUGCAUCCUUUGCCUGUUUGGAUGUGUCGCCUUCUUCGCCUCCCUCGUCGGAUGGUGGGGGCCCCUCCGGGAGAAUGUAGGCGUCCUCACAGCUUACGUGUGGAUGAUGACUAUCUUUUUUUUCGUACAAAUUGCGUUCGUUAUAAUCAUCUUCGUGGCGGUGUACUCGCCGGAAGCUCAGAAGGCAUUGCACAUGUACCCGGACGUUGCGCUUAACAAGGCGAUAAUUAAAUACACGGAGGACGAUGAUCUACGGGACUUCGUGAACAACUUCCAAGAAACGUUUGAAUGUUGUGGUGCGAGCGACAAUGAUGAGGGUUAUAAGGACUGGACGAAGAACGAGUAUUACAACUGCAGCGUGUCCGAAUUACAGAAGAAAUCCAACACGAUCUCCUGCUCCGUGCCUUACUCAUGUUGUCUUCGGAGUGAGAGCAGGGUUGUUGACAGCGCUUGUGGCCUUAACAUGCAGAUCGUUAAUGCAACUGUACGAGCACAGACUAUAUACACCCAAGGAUGUUUCAAACGUAUCGCCGACAUCAUGCGGAGCAAUGGACUGUAUGUGGGGAUAACGCUCUUGGUAAUCCUUGUUCCCCAGUUUGUCUUGACGUGGAUGGCUCAGAAACUCAGGGAUCAGAUCAAAGCUCAGCGACAGAAGUGGAACCAACGUCUUCGGUAACCGACAGUCAUGUUUGCGCAUGCCCAGUGGCCAUGAUCGAUUUACCCUUCUCGGAACACUUCUGUUAAUACUGUUAUGCCUGAGGCGACCUUGCAACGAGUGUUAUACAAUGUUUAUGUACAUAGACAAAUUUGAUCAUAAAUGUAGUCUAAUAAGCGACUUUAUUGCAAUAAUCGUUAAGAAACAUACAUGUGACACGUUUUUAGUGCUUUUUAACAAUCUUUAAACAGAGACUUAUUGAUUGUUAUAAUCAAAACUGGUUUGAAUCUGUAAAUAAUUCUGGUCGCUGUUCUCAUUACAAAAACUUUAAAACACUGUUGAAUGUUGAAAGAUACCUAUCAGUAGCUAUACCAUUUAAGCACAAGAUAGCACUUUCAAAAUUUCGAUGUUCAAACCAUAAAUUGAGAAUAGAAACUGGUAGGCAUCAAAACAUACCAAAAGAUGAUCGUAUAUGUACUUUUUGUUAUGAUAACGAACAUUUAUCUGUCUUAGAUUGUGAAUAUCAUGCAUUUUUUGUCUGUAGAACGUAUGGCAAUAUAAGAAGACAAUAUUUGUUUAAUUGGCACUCUGCUGGUAUAGAUUUAAAUGACUUUUAUAGCCUUAUGAAAACAACUAAUUAUGAGACUCUAAGUAAGUUGUCUUUCUAUGUAUAUCAUCUUCUUUUAGAAAUUAAAAAUUAAAAGGAUAUACUCAUGUUUGGAUAUAUGCUUAAGUUCCUUUUCUUGACACAACUCGUAUAUUAUUUGUUUUGUUAUGUAUGUCACGUAUUUUGGGCCGGUGGCCUUUGAUUACUUAAUAAAUUUGUGGACUUGA
Mya arenaria is the source of this 1951-nucleotide messenger RNA. Its product is annotated as tetraspanin-33-like. Gene Ontology annotation, cellular component: membrane. Lineage: Eukaryota; Metazoa; Mollusca; Bivalvia; Myida; Myidae. The coding region runs from base 275 to 1138 and encodes 287 amino acids. The record is from RefSeq and is a predicted model, not a curated record. The transcript is spliced from 7 exons.